Linum tenue is the source of this 855-nucleotide messenger RNA. Lineage: Eukaryota; Viridiplantae; Streptophyta; Magnoliopsida; Malpighiales; Linaceae. The record is from the annotation of a GenBank genome assembly.
AUGGCUCUACUUCAGCUCAUUUCCACUCACCAACCAUGCUUAAACCUCAACUCCGCCGCCGUUACCGCUUCCCUGUGCCCUAAUUCCAAUUUCCCUUCCAAUUCGCCGCCGUUCCUCCACUUCUGCAACAACCAGCGGCGCCGGGGGAGGGCGAAUUCGUUGAGAUGCUCUUCCUCCUCGUCCUCCUCCGAGAAGAGUCACACGAGCCAGCCGAGACCCGACGACGUCGUCGAGCUGCCGCUCUUCCCUCUCCCACUGGUUCUGUUCCCCGGUGCGAUUCUGCCUCUCCAGAUCUUCGAGUUCCGCUACCGCAUCAUGAUGCACACGCUGCUCGAGUCCGACCUCCGAUUCGGCGUCAUCUACUCCGACCCCGCCACCGGCACGGCGGAGGUCGGCUGCGUCGGCGAGAUCGUGAAGCACGAGCGCCUCGCCGACGACCGGUUCUUCCUUAUCUGCAAAGGCCAGGAGAGAUUCCGCGUCGCCAAGGUGGUCCGCACGAAGCCGUACCUGGUCGCCGGCGUGCGGUGGCUGGAGGACCGCCCCUCCGGCGAGGAGGACGUUGAGGCUCUGGCCUCGGAGGUAGAGGCGUACAUGAAGGACGUGAUUCGGCUGUCCAAUCGGCUCAACGGGAAGCCGGAGAAGAAGGAGGCGCAGGACUUGCGGCGGAAUUUGUUCCCGACCCCGUUCUCGUUCUUCGUCGGGAGCACGUUUGAAGGGGCGCCGAGGGAGCAGCAGGCGCUGCUGGAGUUGGAAGACACGGCGGCGAGGUUGAAGCGGGAGAAGGAGACUUUGAGGAAUACCCUAAAUUACUUGACCGCCGCUUCUGCAGUAAAAGAUGUGUUUCCUUCGGCCUGA